GCUUAAGGGCUUCCCCCAGCGAAACCCCCUCGCGCGCGCUCACACGUCACUGUGCUCCAGUCGCGCGGAGAGAAUGCGGUGAUGGAGGCGAGCGCGCGCCCUCGGUCCCUCGCGCUCUUCCUCCUGCUCCUGUUCUGCGUCUCGCGAGCUUCCUCGUUCCUGAACCCGUUCAGCGAGUGCGCGCAGAGCCGCGGGAGAGGCGCGUCGUACCGCGGCUCGGUGGACGUCACGGAGUCGGGCGCGCGGUGCAUGAACUGGAGCGAGGUGAGCGGCGUGAGCGCGCGCUACCCAGGCAGAGGACUCGGCCAGCACAACUUCUGCAGGAACCCGGACUCCCGGAUCCGGCCCUGGUGCUUCUUCCGCAACGCGCGCGGACGCGUCGACUGGGGCUACUGCGACUGCAAACAAGGCUCUGUGCGCCUGCAGGGUGGCAGGUCUAAGUUGGAUGGGACAGUAGAGGUGUACAUGAAUGGUGCAUGGGGGACGAUCUGUAGCAACGACUGGGACGAUAGAGACGCUCAGGUGGUGUGUCGACAACUUGGGCAAGGGUAUAAAGCACGAGCACGCGCGAGCUCCCUAUCUAGGCUGCCUCUGGCUGUAGUGCACUGGAAGACAAUAGGAUGCAGUGGGGACGAAGCCGACUUGCUGCAGUGCCCUCGGAUGGUUUGGAACGGAGGAGAGUGCGCCAACCAUCAGGCCGCUGCAGUCACAUGCACUCCAGUCGAGGCUUCUUCAUUUGUGACAGUGCGUCUCGCUGGAGGAGGGAACGCAUACGAAGGUCGAGUGGAAGUGUAUCACGCUGGACAGUGGGGCACGGUGUGUGACGACCAGUGGGACAAUAACGAUGCUGAGGUGGUGUGCAGACAACUGGGCCUGAGCGGCACGGCUAAAGCCUGGGUCGGGGCAUAUUUCGGCGCGGGUGUGGGCCGCGUGUUGCUGGACGAAGUGAGCUGUACAGGAAACGAGCUCUCUAUAGAGCAAUGCCCGAAGACCGCCUGGGGAGAACACAACUGUGAUCACACCGAGGAUGCCGGAGUGUCCUGUACACCGCUUAUAGAUGGAUCGGUGCGCUUGGUGGGCGGAGCAGGGGGGUUUGAGGGAAGGCUGGAGGUUCACUAUCAGGGCCGAUGGGGAACGGUGUGUGAUGACGGCUGGACAAGCGUCAACACGCAGGUCGUCUGCAGACAGCUGGGAUACAGAUCAGGACAGAAUGUGAACCCGGAGCGUUUCGGUGCGCCGUCGGGGCCGAUUUUCCUGGAUGAUGUGAGCUGUAGCGGGAAAGAGCCAGCGCUCACACUCUGUGCCAAGAAAGAGUGGCUCAGACACGACUGCAAACACACAGAGGACGUGGCUCUAAUCUGCAGCACCCAACGCACCGGACAUGGAGUGCCAGGCAGUGUACCGCUCCGACUGGUGGGCGGAGAGAACGAGAGAGAAGGGCGGGUGGAAAUUCUACUGGCCGGGAAAUGGGGGACGAUCUGCGACGACGGAUGGACAGAUGAGGACGCAGAGGUGGUGUGUAGGCAGCUGGGAUACAGUGGUGUAGCCAAAGCUCGCGUCAUGGCGUAUUUUGGAGAAGGACACGGGCCUAUACAUGUCGACAACGUGAAGUGCACCGGAGCCGAGCGCUCGCUGACCGACUGCAUCAAGCAGCCAAUAGGAAGCCACAACUGUCGCCAUAGCGAGGAUGCCGGAGUCAUAUGUAACUACAUGCAGCGGGAUAACAACACCCGUGUCAAAGAUGUCGCAAGCUCUGUGUGUGGUUUGAGGCCCGCACACACACGGAGGAAGAGGAUCAUUGGUGGACAGAACUCGAUCCGGGGCGGGUGGCCGUGGCAGGUCGCGGUGCGAUUGCGUGGCUCUCAGUCAGACGGCCGGCUGGUGUGUGGAGCCACUCUGAUCAGUAGCUGCUGGGUCCUGACAUCGGCACACUGCUUUAAAAGGUACGGAAACAGCACCGGUACGUAUAAAGUACGCGUCGGUGAUUAUCACACCCUCGUUCCUGAAGAACACGAAGACGAAUACGGCGUGGACAGAAUCGUCCUGCAUCCUCGCUAUCUCCCGCAGAGCACCGACUACGACCUCGCUCUGGUGCGCUUGACGCAGCGUGGAGGUGAUACAGGUCAAAGCAGGAAGUGUGUCCGCCAGAGUCACGCCGUUCUUCCAGUGUGUUUGCCGGAAUGGAAGGAAAGAGCGCCGAAGGACUUGACUAAGUGCUACAUUACUGGCUGGGGAGACACGGGUCGUGCAUACUCCAAAACUCUGCAGCAGGCUGCCAUCACUGUCCUGAGCAAGCGCCUUUGCGAGCGCCACUAUGGCAACCAGCUGACCAGCCGCAUGCUGUGUGCUGGCUCAGCCCUAAGCGGGCACCAUGUGGACAGUUGCCGUGGCGACAGCGGUGGCCCGUUGGUGUGCGAGCGAGAUGGCAGCUGGAUUGUAUAUGGCGUCACGUCCUGGGGUCACGCGUGCAGACUGCAGGACUCUCCGGGUGUGUACACCAAAGUGUCUGCUUUCGUGCCCUGGAUCACCAAGGUCACGAGCCAGUAGGAGAUGGGAUCGACUGGUUGGAGAUGGUGAAUAAUGAUGGGUGCUAUGAUGACUCAGAUGACUGAAAGAAAGACUUUGCUAAAGUCUAGAACAUUACGAGCUGUGGUAAUGAAAACAAUGUGAUAGCUCAGCUACAGAUAGCUGCCAUCAACAAUGUAUUUUCUCUUUUGUGGGUUUUAACUGCAGCACUUGUGAGUAUAGUGAUUUGGUUACAGGGACCACUAUGUACAUACAAAGGGAGCACAAAAUAUACACCGAUCAGCCAUGACGUCAGUGAUCAGUGAAUUCAAAUAUAAGGUAAAUCCAAGGUUCGUCUCUGCCUGUGGGUAGCAGAACACCCAGUUCAUCAAGGCCACCGACUCCGCCUCCCAAGUCUCCCAGACCCCAAUCUGAUCAAGCACCCACAGGAUACACCGGACAAACAAAUGGGCGCGACCUACAGCACCAGAAGUAUCCACGCCAACUCGGACUCCAUGCCCCGAGGGGUCGAAAUCGUUAUGGGGCCACAUAGGGAACCUAAACCCUAGAUGGUUUUAAUGUUAAUGUCAUGUAGAUGAGACUGUAAAUUCAUGUUGGCAGGCUAAAAGAAGUUUUUAUAUCCUGUGACAUUUGAUCGACAUCAUCAACAUCCUUAACUCCUCCCGGGAAAGAUGACCUAGUUUAAAGCGAAUGAGAUGUGAAUAAUUGGGGAGAUAUGACCAGUACUUCCAUGAAUAAUAAUAAUUCACACAAACUCAGAAGUUUGCACUAAAUUCUCAGUGAGCACAAAAUACGUGUAACAUGUAAUGAAUCAACAAUCAGAUUUCAGAAUUAAUUAAAAAAUUCUGCUUGGAUUUAAAAUACCAAAGACUUUGCGACUAAGAAAAAUAAAGUAAAUAAAAAAUACACCUAAGACUUCGUAAUAUAAAUUGCACAUCCACAGGAGCAGCCUGUCAGGUCAUCAGCUGGCGGCAACAUUAAAUCAAUGUAAAGCAGUGUAUACACACACAAGCACAGAUGGAUCGAAUAAAUAAAAAAGAAUCAUAAACUCCUCCAAAGUUUAUGAUCAUUUUUACCCACCGUUAAUUUUAACAACAUACACUGCCAGUCAAAGUAGGUUUUUUAGGAAGUAUGUUUUUGGAAUAUUACAGCUUAAUCGAUAUUAGCAAUUAAAUGAAUUUUUUUUUGUUUCCCAUCAUAAUCCAUAAUAUAAUUUUUUUUUAAACUAUGUCCACUCCUCGAUUUUAUUCGACCAAAACACAGUAUUGGUGCUGAUUUAAUUGUUUUAUGUAAUACAUAUAAUACAGAAAAUGUGUGUGCCAAAGAAGCUGUAAACUUUAGCCGUUUUGGAGAGAUGAUUUUUUACGUGCCCUAAAAAUGGCUAUUUUUUAGUUUCGUACUGUCUUGCUUCAAAUAAUAAUAUUAAUUUAAAAUGCAAGUUAUUGAUAUUUCUUUAUGAGUAUAGAUACUAGAAUUGGUCUAAGCUUCUAGAUCAUAUGACCAGUAAAAAGUGUUGCAAAAUUAAGGAUUUUUCCUUAAAUUUUUUUGCAAAAUUAUU
Clarias gariepinus (North African catfish) is the source of this 4084-nucleotide messenger RNA. It is a transcript of the gene prss12, whose product is annotated as serine protease 12. Lineage: Eukaryota; Metazoa; Chordata; Actinopteri; Siluriformes; Clariidae. The transcript is spliced from 13 exons. Gene Ontology annotation, biological process: proteolysis. Bases 82 to 2547 code for a protein of 821 amino acids. Gene Ontology annotation, molecular function: serine-type endopeptidase activity. Gene Ontology annotation, cellular component: membrane. The record is from RefSeq and is a predicted model, not a curated record.